Molecule: messenger RNA, 2018 nt
Organism: Nerophis lumbriciformis (worm pipefish)
Lineage: Eukaryota; Metazoa; Chordata; Actinopteri; Syngnathiformes; Syngnathidae
Gene: pkdc
Product: protein kinase-like domain containing
Source: RefSeq, a predicted model, not a curated record
CGAAUGCCUUCUCCAAGUCCACAAAGCACAUGUAGACUGGUUGGGCAAACUCCCAUGCACCCUCAAGGACCCUGCCGAGAGUAUAGAGCUGGUCUACCGUUCCAGGACCAGGACGAAAACCACACUGUUCCUCCUGGAUCUAAGUGAAACGGGAAAUGAAGCAGGAGUACCAGGAAGUGGUUCUGCGGGCGUGCGGCGCGUCGUCGCUGCGUGUCGGCGCCAGGAUCCAACGUCUGUGGAGCGGCUACGGGGAGAUAGUCCGCCUCCACCUGGAGGGCUGCGAGCGGCCCUCGGUGGUCGUCAAGCACGUCAAGUUCCCCGCACGGGCGGAGGAGAACACCCCGGAAGGCCGCUCGCACGCGAGGAAGGUCCGGUCUUACGAGGUGGAGACACACUGGUACCAGAACUAUUCCACCACCCUCAGCUGCAGGACACCGUCCUGUCUGGCGGCUUGUUCCCAUGGAGACGAGAUGCUCAUCGUGCUGGAGGACAUGGACGUGGCAGGAUAUGAGCAGAGACGAACCAGCGUGAAGGAUAAAGAGAUGCGGGCGUGUCUCAGCUGGCUGGCCCACUUCCACGCUCUUUUCCUGGGCGUGGCACCGGCGGGCUUGUGGGCGGUGGGCACCUACUGGCACCUGGAGACCCGCCCUGACGAGCUGGAGGCAAUGGAUGAUGCCAAGCUCAGGGUGGCCGCCGGCGACAUCGACAGGACCCUCAGCGGGUGUCGUUUCCAGACGCUGGUGCACGGCGACGCCAAGUUGGCCAAUUUCUGCUUCUCCCGCAGCGGACAGGAAGUGGCGGCGGUGGACUUCCAGUACGUCGGCGGUGGCUGCGGCAUUAAAGACGUGGUGUACUUUUUAGGGAGCUGCAUGGAGGAGAAGGAGUGUGACAAGAAGGUUCCGGGCCUGCUGGAGCAUUAUUUCUCCGAGUUAAAAGUAUCUGUGAGCAAAGACGUGGACUUUGCGGCGUUAGAGGAGGAGUGGAGGGAGAUGUUUGCAUUUGCCUGGACCGACUUUCAUCGUUUCCUGCUGGGAUGGAUGCCGGGACACUGGAAGAUCAACAGGUACAGCAAACAACUCACUAAGGAUGUCCUGCACAAGCUGAAGCUUUGACAAGCAGAAACGCCAAACUUUACUCCACUUUGAACAUUUUCAUUUGACACUUCCAGCAAAAACAUUCAUUGACAUAAAAGUCAAGUAUGUGCAUUAAUACACUCCUAAAUGAAGAUGUAUUACAAACAUCGGACAUUUUCCGAAAAUGUAUAAUACGAGCUGGUGUGACCUUUAUGCUGUCACUUAUCGCUGUGCCGUACACACCCCUCGCACGUGCACAUACGGUACACAAAAUUAGUCCGAGAAAAGUAGCUAACAAUUGACAGUCAUGCUGUUGUUAUAAUAGAACAGGGGAGUCCAAAGUGCAGCCCGGGGGUCAUUUGUGGCUCGCAGCUAAUUUUUUUACAGCCUGCAGCACAUUCUAAUAAUACUGUUAAAAAAUGUUUUAUUACAACACUAAUUUAAAAAGUGGAUUAAAACGGCAAACAGGUGAAAUAUAAUAAGGAAAAGUUGCAAUGUUGACUUUAAUAACACAAAGCUGCCAUGCAGACUGUUUUUUAUUUUUUACACUGUCAUUGCUCAAAAAUAAUAGUGACUCAAAAUCACUGUUGUUAUGAAUUAUUGACCUAUUUAAGGCUCCAAUUAAUUCACAUGAAAUAUCCCGCUAUGAAAAAUUUUGGGGGGAAUUUUUGCAUAUUUUGUUUUUGCCAGGUUUUCUUUGGCAAAAAGGGCAUACAAAAACAAAUAAAAGAACACAAUUGAUAGAGCUGAAGUUGAUCUCGACAUUAAAGCGUUGAAAAAAGAAAAGAAAAGAGUAUGCCUUAUUUUUAACACUUUUAAUGGGUAGGGCCGUUUUGCCCCCCCCCCCAAGAUUAUUUUGUGGGAUUUGGUUUUUGUUUUUUUGGAAAAAACUGUGAUUGCUCAAAAAUAAUGAGUGAACAAAUAAAUGGUGUUUUGAAUUAUUGA